Messenger RNA from Phytophthora nicotianae INRA-310, 906 nucleotides. RefSeq lists its product as hypothetical. NCBI's taxonomy places the organism in Eukaryota, Oomycota, Peronosporomycetes, Peronosporales, Peronosporaceae. The transcript has a single exon. The record is from RefSeq and is a predicted model, not a curated record. Bases 293 to 592 code for a protein of 99 amino acids.
AUAACCUUGCUGAGGCUGGCCGGGUGGUGGCUGCUGGUUGUGCAUUGUUAAUACUGCCUUCUUCUUGCUGCUGAACUUGUGUCGUGUCCGCUUGAUGAACUCGCGGGAUUUUCUACUGUGCACGAUGUGCAACGUUCAGACAAUCGACUAAAUUCGGACUCAGAUGGUUAAUUUCUGAUUCCACCAAACGGUGGACGUUGGUGGACUCUUCCAGUCAUGAUGAGACCUGCUGCGUGAGUUUUAUGCCGACGAGAACUGGCCCCUGUGUCUUCCUGGUCGACUGGAGGUGCUGAUGGAGCAGGGUUACUCUUGCUCCACUCCUCUUCAGACGACGGCGCGGAUGGCGCUGGCGACUUCGCCAUUACAGACUGCUGUGCUGUCGGUGCGUUCUGCGGCGAAGAGUGAAUUUCUCGUGCCGGCGCCGAAAGCUUGGCGAAAUGUGGAGAGUUGGACGAGUACAAUGGAGGUGGAGGAGGGGGCGGUGGUCCGUAGCAAUAUGGAGGAGGCACAAAGUGCCAAUCCGGAUGCGAUCCAGGUGAACGUAGUGGUUCUUCGUGUCGCCGGUGAAGUAAAUUGUCUGCGAAGCGACUGAAGGUGUGCAGAUCAGGGAAACGUGGAGACCUGAAUCCGUAGUUUGAAGGAUGGCGACGGCGACCGUCGCGCUGAGGUCGAGGGAGAUUCAUGGUGCUAGCUAGAAACACUGAAUGAUAUCGGGCCUUGAGUGGUUUGUAACUUGUUGCGAAAUGCCUCACGCUUUGAUACUACGAAUCGGUACUCUAACUGUGUGACACCUCGGAUUCAGAAGUGGCGCCGAGUUUACCCACAGCUCCAUCAUUUCAGAGCCACCGACAAGUGUGUAAAUGUUUACCUACGAUCUGGGGUUUGGAAAAUAAGGUUUAUUGACGA